AUGAUGAUUAAGCCAUAUGUGAGACAGGGUGAGGGAGAGGAGGUCGUCAGCCCUCUGCAGUGGAUGGAUGAAGACACCAGCUCACCUGAUGGAGACACACCAGUGUCCUCUCAUCUUUACAGAGCAGGUGGGACGAACCAACAGGUCAGGGAGAUGGGGAGUGAGGAUGCGGAGGAAGACGAGGAGGACGAAGAGGAAGGAGAGGAGGAUGACAACAAGUCCAAACGACGAGGGCCUAAGAAAAAGCGGAUGACCAAAGCCCGACAGGAGCGUUUCCGUGCGAGGCGCAUAAAGGCUAACGCCAGGGAGCGCUCACGUAUGCAUGGUCUAAAUGAUGCACUGGAGAACCUCCGCAGCAUCAUGCCCUGUCACUCCAAAACCCAGAAACUGUCCAAGAUCGAGACAUUACGGCUGGCCCGCAACUACAUCUGUGCUCUGUCUGAGGCGCUGGAGGGGGGGCUGUCCACAGAGAGCAGGGCUUUCAUGGAGACACUGUGUAAGGGACUCUCACAGCCCACCACCAACCUGGUGGCUGGCUGCUUGCAGGUGGGACCAGCUCCUGGUGCUGGGAUGAGGCCUGAGGACAGACACGGUGUUCGGGCACCACCUACUCCUCUUGGUGGCAUGGUGAGCUACUCUUCUCCAGGCCUGCCAAGUCCUCCAUAUGGCACUUUUGACUCUGCUCACCUUCUUCACCUGAGGGCGAUGAAGGGAGGAGCGUAUGAGAACCACUCGCCACACGAGUAUAACACUGGCGGUGUGGGGACCCCUCCAUACGAUGGCCCUCCUACACCACCUCUGAGCAUCACCAGUAACCUGGUGCCCAAACAGGAGCCUUCACCCCAUUACCCACCCCCACACCAAUACUCCCCUUCCCCUGUAGACCAGGGCCUGUAUCAGACUCAGAGCGGCUAUGACGCACACUUAGAGGGACCAUAUGACUCCUACCAUCCACCGCACAUGCCCCCCCGACACAUAACCUCCGUCUACAGAGACUAA
This is a messenger RNA of Toxotes jaculatrix (banded archerfish), 999 nucleotides long. Its product is annotated as neurogenic differentiation factor 4-like. Lineage: Eukaryota; Metazoa; Chordata; Actinopteri; Toxotidae. Gene Ontology annotation, molecular function: protein dimerization activity. The record is from RefSeq and is a predicted model, not a curated record. The coding region runs from base 1 to 999 and encodes 332 amino acids. The transcript has a single exon.